Coccomyxa subellipsoidea C-169 is the source of this 3164-nucleotide messenger RNA. RefSeq lists its product as hypothetical. Gene Ontology annotation, cellular component: intracellular anatomical structure. Lineage: Eukaryota; Viridiplantae; Chlorophyta; Trebouxiophyceae; Coccomyxaceae. The record is from RefSeq and is a predicted model, not a curated record. The transcript is spliced from 14 exons. Gene Ontology annotation, molecular function: protein binding. Bases 1 to 2199 code for a protein of 732 amino acids.
AUGCUCUUUUCAAUUGCAGCAUACUGCAUCGUCCUCAGCCUGGUUGUGGCCAGUGCUGUUGUUGCGAACGGCACAACGGCAAGGAAGCGCAACGUAAAUGGAGCCACGAAGGAUAUGCCAAAUGGACAACAUGACAAGGAGAGCAAGAAGCCGUUGAAUGGUCAGAAGAUCCCAGAGGCCGUCUCUGACACUCCAGUGAAGACCAGGCCCUUCGUCCUGUACGCUAUUCUGUUGAUGGCCUUGCUGGGUGGCGCUGCAACGGGUGCAUACUUUGCCACGGGAUAUCUGUCAAAGAGCACCAAUUGGGCGCCACCCACCUGCCAGCCACCAACAGUAGAUGCUUUGUUGAAUCGUUACAAGGAGCUGACAAACACUUUCACCUACCCCAUCCUGACUACCUCGCCCAAAGCUCAGCGCCUCUUUGAUAUUGGUAUGUUGCAAGCGUGGAAUUUCAAUCAGCCAGAGGCGCUCAGGGCCUUCCAGCUGGCUUCAGAGGAGGACCCUGCUGCAGCCAUGCCCUUCUGGGGUCAGGCCUAUGCCCUGGGGCCUGGAGCAAACAGGGAUGUGACGUCUGAGAGGAAGCCUUAUCCGUCCUUUGCCCCGGAGGAUUUCCCGGCAGUCUACAAGGCCGCCCAAGCAGCUCUGAAGAAGGCCCAGAUCAAGGCCAUACAGCUUGACAGCACACAGGCAAGGCCACACCCGAGCCAUGCGAAAGACCCUCCCAACAACACUCAGGACCCUGCCAAGAAGGAGCUGGCACUAGCGGUGGCGCUGGCGAUGAAGCGGUUCCCGGAGGGCAGUGCCACCGGCGCCAAGCGCGCGGCGGCCGAAAAAGAAUACGCGGAAGCGAUGCAGGCGGUCGGCGUGAAGCUGUCCGACAGCGUUCUCAUCGCGAUGGCCGCGGAGGCCUUCAUGAACCUGUCGCCCUGGGACUAUUACAAUAAGGACAAGAGCUUGAAGGAGACUGCCACGAUUGCUGAGGAGCUGAUCAACCAGGCCAUUGCUCUUGAGCCCAUGAACGCCCUCGCGCUGCACCUCCACAUCCACAUCGCAGAAGCCUCCAGCCCUCAGAGGGGCCCGCACCUGAACGCGGCGCGCGCUGAGUCAUCAGCGGCGCGCAUGCUGGACGCGGAAGCUUCCCCACUGUGGGGCACGGCCAAGUUAGGCCACCUGGUGCACAUGCCCAGCCACACGUUCGUGCGCAUCGGCCGGUGGGCCGAUGCAGUAACUGCCAACGUGGCGGCCUGGCGCGCUGACGUGGCGGACGCCACCGCCUGCCAGAGCCCCUACGAGCCAGAGCACAACACCGACAUGCUCAUCUACGCUGCCAACAUGGCCGGGCAGUACAAGAUUGCUGAGGAAUAUAGCGAGAAGAUUCGGCUCUACCCGGCGGAUAUACCCACAGCCUACUCUGAGGACUAUGGGAACGAGUGGGUGCACCUGAUCCUGACCUACGUCAUCCAGGGCAAAUGGAACGAGAUUCUCAACCUGCCGGGGACGGGGCCGCCGGCCGGGGCGCGCGGGCUGUGCCCAACGGGCGGCUACGAGUAUUCGACGGCGGUGUACCACUACGCGCGCACGCUGGCGCUGGCCGCCAAGGCUGAGGGGGCACGCGUGGCCGGGGAUAUGGAGAGUGCCAUCAGCUGGUACUCCCAAGGCGCCGUCACCGCCUUCAUGCACCUGCGGGAGGCGGAGGGAACGGUGGUGCAGGAAGAGGGGACAGUGCCGGGGGAGUGGCCGGGAAUCUACGCGUGCGACUACAAGAAGCUGGCGCGCAUCCUCGUCAAGACGGCCGAGGCGCGCCUGGCGCUCAUGCAGGGCGACACCGCCGGCGCAGAGGCGAACUUGAGGCAGGCGUUUGCGAUAGAGGAGGGGCUGGGCUACAUGGAGCCGCCGCGGCAGUACCAGCCGACCAAGCACUGCCUCGGCUACGUGCUCAUGCGCGCCGGCAAGAACCAGACAGCCGCCGAGGUGUUCGUGGAGGACAUGAUGGAGCACCCUAACAACGGAUACGCUCUGCUGGGAGUUUUGCGCGCGCUGAGUGCGCUGGGCCGCGACGCCGACGCCGCGCAGCUGGCGGGAGUGCACGAGGCGGCCUGGGCGUCCGCGGAUGCACCCCUGGAAUCGCCCUGCCCUGCGUUCUCCCGCCUCAUCACCACGCUCGACACCGGCUUCAAGGGCCGGCGGCUGAUGCGCUGAGCGCUGACAUCCUCUGGUGGCUCCUCAGCCGCCAGACGACAGGCAUUUGAUGAACAUACUUCGAUGAAGACUCGCAUCGCAGAAGGUGUGAGGAGUCUCGGCUGGAGCAAUGCAGAAAUGCACACUCUCAGGGGUAGAGAUGGAAGCUGGCGAUGAUUGCUGGAGAGGGGACUACUUGGGGCACUGGCAUCUUUGUUGCAAAUGCAACCAGACGUGGCUCUCUGCUAAAAGGAACCUCCUUUGGUUUGCAAUUCCCCGCCUGCGGACAAUCCUGAGUCAGCAUCUGCAGAAGCAGCCCUCAGCAGUUGGCGGACGCCGUUGUGUGGAAGGGAGAUGACAACAGGUGGCUGUUGGACAGAAUGGAGUUUUGUCAUGGCUGGUAUAGAAGGGAGAUUGCAUAACUCCAGAUCAUUUGCUGGACAGCCAUACUGUCAUUCCUGGUAUACGUAUGUAUUGCAUGGGAGUAUCUCAACUUACAGAGAGUGCCCCGAGCAGAUUCUGCGCAAACUUGUACAACCAAGUAUAUGUACAGUUGCUAGCUGGGGUUGGGUGUCACACCAUGAUAAAUGUGUUUUGAUGAACCGGGAUGACUUGCCGGGGAAAUUUCUGAGGUGCAAUACCAAUUUAUUUACUGGUGUUUGCUGCUUGGUAAAGGUGUGGACCUGAUGAUGGUAGGGGGAAGUAUAUAUGUGAAUGUACAAAUUUGAAUUCUUGGCACCUCCAUGUGCUGCAUUUACGACUGAAACUUUCAAUAUGGGGGCGCCUGUUCGCAUGCAUUGGAAAGUGUUAUAAUAAUCAGGCAUUGCCCCUUCCUGUCUGCAAGAACCCUGAAGCACAGGUUUGAAAGACAGAUGUCGUGCAUGUGCAUAUUUAAAGCGUUUCAGAAUGGUUAUUUUACAGUAUAUGCCCCACACUCUUCAAUGAGAGUCUAAAAUGUCUUAUUUAAGUGUCUUUCCUUGCAAGAC